CGUGUGUUACUGUCCGUCGAGGCUGUUCCGGGUCCACAUUUAUUCAUUGUGGGUCAAAUCAAUGGAAGUUGUUGUUUCUGGGAGUUUUGAAAUGAUGAAACUGUGCACGCCAUGAUGCGCGCAGGAGCUGCAGCGUGUCAGUAUGUUGUGAAAAGAAGCAAACACGUUUUCUUUUCUCGAAGUUGCACUGCUCGGACAAUGGCAGCUGUCGGUUUGCAUUCGGUGACACAGCGCAGCUCUGUUAGGCAGAGGCUGCGAUGUUUGCUGAAGCUGCGUUAGUGCUAGUAAUGAAUUCCCCAAUCUGGACAUAAUGAAGAGUCAUCUUUCCGUUAGUGCUGGUGUAACAAUAUUGAUGAUGACUUUGGGAAGAGAUCAGCUCCACAUACGUGGCUUCUCUUUCGUGCUAGUACUUAUGCUAGCAGGAGCAGACAGGAAGCUUUGACCCUGACAUGAGCGGCAGGCCCAUCCUGCCACCUGUUACACGCCACGGACAAAAGAGCGAGCCAAGGUCGUUACUAAUGGCGGCUUAUUUGUGAAGGCGCACACUCCCACGCGUGUAGUUCAGGCAGCUCUCAGAGCAGAAACCAGCUGAGCCAGAAUAAGAGUCAACACGACGUGGAAAAGAUUUAAAGGCACUUCUGAAGCAAUCCCCGAGUCCGUUGCAGAGAUGCAGUCCGUGCUGUAAAAAGCACCUCUGACAUCCUCUAACGUCACUUACACGCAGCAAGCAUUUGCUGCAUGUCGAGUUGACUUUACUGUCACAUUCACGUGAAACGACAUAAGUCGUGCUGCAGGUGCACACUCAGUCCACACGGAGGCACAAACACAAAGUUUCAUGACGGGGUCUCCACUAGAGAUUACUGUGCGUCACGUUACCGUGACGUCAUUCAUUUUGCAUCAGGCCGACCUGGCAUCAGAGGCGACUGCGCUGUCCACAUGUGCUGUAAUCAGAUGCUACCCCCUCCUGUGCCUAUAAGCGUGUGGAUAAAGACAGAAGGAAUACUGCACCUAACGAUCUCACUCCACGUUCACGGCACCGGAGUCCCGGUGGAAAGCUGUGAGGAGGCGUUUGCUCCAGACAAACAUAAAGUGGGGGGAUUUACAAGCUGCAAACAUCGACUGAGCCGGAGCAGCAUUUUCACACGUUUCCACAGAAUAUGCUAUAAAUAACUCGAGGCUCUACAGGUUGGUGUGUUGGAUGCUGAGUGGCUGCAGGCGGCAGGUUGAGGAGGGGCUGGAUGCUGUGGGCUCCAGUGAUUGUUUUCCUCCUUUCUUGCGCUUCCAUUGAUCAGUAACGCGAGGAAGGCGGAUCCUCUGACGUCGCCGUCAAGCUGCUCGGCUGCGUCAGAGUCCUGCUGAACCAAGGAAGAAGGAACCAAGAAAUAAAAGGAGAGCGCUUCGGAAAGGCCGAGCGGAGCGCACGGAGCGUGACGGGGACAUACAGACGCGUCGUGAAGAACACCGCAGACAUGGAGGGCUGCACGGAGGAAGAAUACAAGGAGAAAUUACUAUGGAACGUCAAACGAGAGGUGAAGCAGAUUAUGGAGGAAGCAGUGACUAAGAAGUUUGUCCACGAAGACAGCAGCCACAUCAUCGCUCUCUGCACUGCCGUCGAGGCCUGCCUGGGUCACCUGCUGAAGAGACGAGCUGCUGGGUUUCUCCGCAGCGACAAGAUCGCAGCCCUCUUCACCAAGGUCGGCAAAGUCUGCGACACCGCCGGCGAGGUUUGCCGUAAAGUGCAGGAGCAGCUCCAGCAGCAGGCUGAUCUUACCAGGAGAACCCAGAGCGUGGGCCACGAACCCCUGAGGAGACAAGGCUCUUCCACCACCAGCCGGCCCCCUCAGCCCCUCUCCGCCCAGGCCAUCAAACACAUCUGGGUCCGCACGGCUCUCUUCGAGAAAGUUCUGGACAAGAUUGUGCAGUACAUUGUGGACAACUGCAGUAAAUACUAUGAGAGGGAAGCUCUGAUGCAUGACUCAGUCUUUGGGCCCAUCUUGGCAGCCCUACUAGUGGGGCCGUGUGCUCUGGAGUACACGAAGCUGAAGACUUCGGAUCAUUUCUGGACAGACCCCUCAGCCAAUGAGCUGGUUCAGCGCCAUCGUAUUCACGGGGCCCACCGGGGCCAGGACGUCUUAGCCGGCCACCGGCCUGCUCUGGGGAUCCGCAAAAGGCAGUCGAGCGGCAGCAUGUCAGAGGACAGGUUUGCUGCAUCAGCGAGGGAGUAUGUGGAGUCUCUUCACCAAAACUCCAGAACGCACCUGCUCUAUGGGAAAAAUAAUGUCCUUGUGCAACCGAAGAAGGACAUGGAGGUUUUACGGGGUUACUUGUCUCUCCAUCAAGCGGGGGAUAAUCUCACGCUGAAGUGGACACCCAAUCAGCUCAUCAAUGGCACACUGGGAGACUGCGACCUGGAGAAAAGUAUCUACUGGGAUUACGCACUCACUGUUCCUCUGCGCCAGAUAGUAUGCAUCCACUGUCACCAACGCUCUGACUGUGGGGGGACACUGGUUCUGGUCAGUCAGGAUGGGAUCCAGCGGCCACCCCUGCACUUUCCCCCUGGUGGUCACCUGCUGGCCUUUCUCUCCUGUCUGGAAACGGGCCUGUUACCACGGGGCCAGUUGGAGCCGCCUCUCUGGUCCCAAAAAGGAAAGGGAAAAGUAUUCCCUAAACUGAGGAAGAGGAGUAGUGCCGCCAGGCUUAUCGACCAGGAAGCCAACGGCGAGGAGCAGUCGGCCGCCGACUACGUGUUUCGCAUCGUCUACCCUGGAUAUCGAUACGAAGCCAUCACUAUAAACUACCACCACACCACGGGCAGCCGCGCUCCAUCGCUGGAUGAUGACGAGGAAGAGGAAGAUAGGCUCCAUGCUAUGAUCUCAAUGAUCUGCUCGCGGAACCUCACAGACCCUAAUGUCAUGAAAGACCACGGGGACAUGAUGGACACGCAGGGCUUUGGAGGCAGCCCGUCGUCGUGGCAACAGGCUGAAGUCACCACUCACGAGUCCCUGUGCCAGUCCUGCUCCACCGCUGGCAGCAACCUGUCCUUUGACUACGCGUCUGGCUGUACCUGCAUACACGACCCGUCAGAUAUUCACACUAUUCCUCUGAAGAUGCUCUGCCAGAACAUGAAGCGGCAGAUAGUCUCCAGAGCCUUCUAUGGAUGGCUGGCAUACUGUCGACACCUGUCCACAGUGCGGACUCACCUGUCAGCUCUGGUCAACCACAACAUCGUCCCCCCAGACAGACCCUGCGAGGCAUCCGGGGGCCUCAGCAAAGAGGUGUGGAGCAAGUACCAGAAAGACUGCAAGAACUACAAGGAGCUGGAGCUGCUCCGGCUGGUUUAUUACGGUGGAGUGCAGCACGAAAUCAGAAAGGAGGUGUGGCCUUUUCUUCUGGGACACUACAAGUUUGGCAUGAGCAAAAAGGAGAUGAGUAAGGUACAGUGCACGUGCGCACACACACACACACACACACACACACUCUUUGAAUUCGCCCUGAAGUUAGUAAAACCCUGUGUGAAGAUCGAUGCAAAGAUCGGCGAGCGGUACCAGCAGGUGAUGCGGGAGUGGAAGGCCUGCGAGGUGAUCGUCAAGCAGCGGGAGAAGGAGAUGCAGUCGGCCAUCUUUGCCAAGCUCUCCUCGGGCAGCAGCAUCGACAGCCACGUCCUGCGGCUCGUCCACAGAGACUCCACGCUCAGCAAUGAGGUGUUCAUGUCUGUAGAUGAGCAGGAUGCAGGAAGCCAGGAGACCCCCAGCGGAGAGGACAGCACUCCCACAAUGACCAACCUGGUGCCCCCCGUGGCCCUCCCACAAGAAGAGCGUCCUCUGGUAGAAUUCGAUUCCCCCGACUCAGGGCUCCCCUCCUCUAGAAACUACUCUGUGACCUCUGCUCACUCCCAGAUCCUGUCUAGUAUCGAUGACGGUCAGAGCACAGAGGAGGAGGGUGGGGGCGCGGAGGACGGCAGGACUCCCAGUGAGCUGGCGGGGUGCCGGGACUCUCUGACGGAAGACAGGCUGUGCAGUCAGCUGGACAAACUGGUGACCAGUGGAGCAGCUGCUGAGGGGACGUCACCAUCGCUCUCUUCCUAUACAAUCGAGUUGUUGGACACGGUCGCCCUCAACCUCCACAGAAUAGACAAAGAUGUCCAGCGCUGCGAUCGCAACUACUAUUAUUUCACCACGAGCAACCUGGAGAAACUCCGCAACAUCAUGUGCAGCUAUGUGUGGGAGCAUUUAGAGAUGGGCUACGUUCAGGGCAUGUGUGACCUCCUCGCUCCGCUCAUGGUCAUCCUGGAUGAUGAGUGCCUGGCGUACAGCUGUUUCACUCAGCUGAUGAAGAGGAUGAGUCAGAACUUCCCUAAUGGUGGAGCCAUGGACUCGCACUUUGCCAACAUGAGGUCACUGAUCCAGAUCCUGGACUCGGAGCUGUUCGAGCUGAUGCAGCAGAACGGAGAUUACACUCACUUCUACUUCUGUUACCGGUGGUUCCUGUUGGACUUCAAGAGAGAGCUGCUGUACGACGACGUGUUUGCGGUGUGGGAGGUGAUCUGGGUGGCUCCCAGGAUUUCCUCGCAGCACUUUGUCCUCUUCCUGGCCUUGGCGCUGGUCACAGUUUACCGUGAGAUCAUCGUGGACAACAACAUGGACUUCACCGACAUCAUUAAAUUCUUUAAUGAAAUGGCUGAGCGGCACGAUGUCCAGCAUAUCCUGAAGGUAGCACGUGAGCUGGUGCACAAAGUCCAGUCUCUGAUGGACAACAAGUAACUGUGAUGAAGAAGGCAGAAAGAGGAAUGGGAGGAUGCAGAGGGAGAGUGUCUGACCCUGCUGGAAACUAGAGCACUUCCUGCCUCCACUUACCCAGGCCACAGCCGGGUGGUCGAGGCGUCCCUUUUCUCCAGAUGAAGGCCCCGGGAAUGGGGCGGCUGUUGGAGCUCGGCCCCGAUCUGUUUACAUUGCCCUUCACGUGGAAUGCCCAUGGUACCUGUUCGGACAUGUGGAUUUGUCUGCAUGCUUGUGAGUUUGAUCACACUGUGAACGCAUUCUUGAGUUUCCCCAGUCCUACAGAGUUUGCGUGCGUGCAUGAAACACACACACACACACACUAUCACAACUCGGUUUUCUAAAGUCGCACUCUUUUCCUCGACUCUGAGACUGAACAUGUUGGAUGGCUGUCAGGAAAGUUGAGGCUCUCAGUGUUUGUGUUUGUCCAUGCAGUGCCAUCUGUGGCCACUAGAGUGCAGGAUGUACACACAGCAGAAGACUUAGCCACGAAGACGUUUUCAUUAGUGACCAAAUGGACUGUGCCAACGACCUUUUCAUGAGUGUUUUCUACAAGCAUGUGUGUUUUUACCCCCUCUUUUCUUUUUGUCCACAAAGUCAUUAUGACACAAAUGUUGCCUUUUUCAGUAACAGCCCAAGGUACUUACUUGCACUUUGUUGUGAGCGGGUCCUUCGCGGUCCCUGUGAAGGCCACGCCACAGUCUGUGGGGGCCGGAGGAGCCUGCGAGAGGCCGGACCGUUUAGAAACUCAGGAUGAAUUGCAGCCAGCUUUUCUGAACAUGUUGGUCAGUGUUUGAAGCAUGUUUACUCCCAGAGCACAACAGGAAACGCAAGCACACGAGCCUUCCUCCUUAUCCUCGCAAUUUUAAAAGGGCCACAGCUACGUUUGAGAGCUGCACCUCAACUUAUCUCAAUCAGUUUCACCUUGAGUUUAAAUAGUUUUUAGCUCUUUUUGUGGCUGCUCAUCAAUUUCAGAGAGCCAAAGGUUUCCGGCACAACGUCACCUACAUCCAAGGUGAGCAGGAGAAAGGUGGUGAAGAAUCCAGCGACGCUUGAAACACUAGGAAACGACUUUACGUGUCGGGGUCAUUACAAAAUACCAAACAUGCUAUUUCUGGCUUCGCUGAGCCUACAAAGACUGAGUUUUCAAAGGCAGACUAAGAAGACAAACUGAUCUAAUUAGGAUUAGUUGAAUUAAAAUUUAAAAACUGAUUUAUCUAGCAGUGUUUGGAUAUUUUUAUGAAAAGAAUGAAAAUCACUUCCUUGAAGGAAACCUCAAACAGCUGGCUGUAGUUUAGCAGACGUCACAAUAAGAUCAUAGACUCGAGUUAGUGUUGUAGUGCUGUUUGUUCAUAACUUACAGCUUUUUCCAGCUGUUUAAAAACAGUAUUUAACAGUUAGUCAGAAACAUGUACCUUUCUUGGUUCCCCGUCCCCGAGACUUAAAAGGAAGUUCUUGUCUGAUUGUUGGGAUCUCUCGCUAAUCUCAAAGGGUCUUUGCCUUGCUAUUAAAUCACACUGAGACAACAAGUAGUUGAGCUAAUUUUGUGAUAUACUUCCUGGAGUAUAAUUAUUUCAGAUAAUCUUUGAUUAACAUUUAAAUUUGUAUGAUCCUUAACUAUCACACAACAGAGCUGAACUAUAGUGUGAAAGCUCCAAUAACCAGCUACAAGUAAAUCCAUUUAACUUCAUAGAAAAUGUCCGUUUCAGAUCGAUCUGUGUUGAAAUGUUGUUGACAUUUGGUGAAGCUGCAGGAAAUAGAAGCACACAUUAUUAGGCAUUCCCUGGGAAAAAACAAACCAGAUCGAGUAUAUGGGAUAGAACGCGAGACACGAGGAUGCAGGAUGUGGUCAGUGCUUGUUUGACUUUUCGCAGCAAAGAAUAUUCUCGGGAAACAUAGACCAUCCUUUCAGUAGUUUCCUUUGAAACAUGCACGCUGACCUGAAGGCACCACGAAGACUGUUCAACUUCCUUUUGCAUUCAGAAGCACUGUCCAGAGAAGUGGUUGCAAUUGUCCCUGUGAAGCCGAAGUCCAGCCUCUGAGACUCGGACUGGGUUUGUCUUUACAGUCCCAGGUUUAGAGAAAAAACAACAGAAAUCUGAAAGAAGCUGCUUUUAAUGCCAUCACUAGUGUUCAGUGGAUCAGUAUUACAGUGUGUUGGUGUUGGCUUCAGAGUAACAGCACAUUCACGUUUGUAUCUGAAGGGAGUCGGAUGCUUUUUUGACACCCUCCCUGCUCUCCCUUCUUCUCAGUGUGACCCUUUAUCGCUCCUUAAACCGUCCAACGCGACCGCGUACGAUCGGUCGUCCGACACGGACCUGCACCUGUGAUUCAAGUGCCAAGAGUCUUCCCCAAUCCUAACGUGUACUGUAGUCAUCCUGCUCUCCGAUUGCUAGUUUGAUCCCAGGAACAGGCCGUGGCAUUGGAUGGACCUCGCUACGGCCCCUCCUCCCCGCCGCCGCGGAGGCUCAGAGGAGGAAUCGGGUCCGUGCUUUUUCUUCCGAUCAGGACGUUGUGUACCAAAGCCUUGAAACAGCCCCCUCUGUGGCAUGACGACAACGUGCAAUUUCAUACUGCAUCUUGAAGACUGACUGUUUACUAUUUGUGUAAAAUAUUUUUGGAAAUGGUGUUCUUGAAUUCUUUCACUACUGUGCAAUUUCUGUCAUUUGAGAAACCCAUCAAAGUCUAUACUGCUGUACAUAUGAACCAAAAGCCCAAUAUUUCUAUGAAGACAGACACAACAUAUAUACAAAUACACAUAUAACUUAUUUUGAGAUCUAUUUUUAUGUUGGUUUUAGCAGCACUAGCCAGAGGUGUGUACUGUGCAGAAAUGCAGAAUGUGUGCAGACCAUGUUACAGAUUGACUGUUAAGUGUUCUCUCUUAAUGUUGUGCACUGACUUCGAGAUUUCAAAUUUCUAUUUAUGUAGGGAGCCAACGAUUGCAUUGCUGAAUAUGUAUUGGUAAGGGUGUAUCAUUUGCCUUGAAUGUAAUGUAUUAUUAAAUAAGAAGUUGUUCAUGA
Molecule: messenger RNA, 7795 nt
Organism: Haplochromis burtoni (Burton's mouthbrooder)
Lineage: Eukaryota; Metazoa; Chordata; Actinopteri; Cichliformes; Cichlidae
Gene: sgsm2
Product: small G protein signaling modulator 2
Exons: 23
Coding region: 1470-4760 (1096 amino acids)
Molecular function (GO): GTPase activator activity
Source: RefSeq, a predicted model, not a curated record